CUUAUUAUUCACUGAGUUAUGUAGUGAUAAUGGAUAUAUUUUUGAAUCAUAAUGAAUUUCGUCAAUAUGGAACAAAAAUGAUUCAAUAUGUAGCGGAUUAUUUAGAAACUAUUGAUAAAAGAAAAGUAUUUCCGAAAAUACAUCCAGGUUAUUUAGCUAAAUUAAUACCAAAUGAAGCACCGAAUGAAUCAGAAAGUUGGGAAGACAUUAUGAAGGAUGUAGAAAAGCUUAUAAUGCCGGGGGUUACUCAUUGGCAACAUCCGCAUUUUCAUGCUUAUUUUCCUUGUGGUUGUUCAUACACUUCAAUAUGUGCUGAUAUACUCGCUGAUGGUAUCUCAUCCAUCGGAUUUACUUGGGUUUCAAAUCCAGCUUGCACUGAACUGGAAGUUGUAAUGAUUGAUUGGAUGGCAAAAACGUUAGGUCUACCUGAACACUUUUUAUUUGGUGAAAAUACCGGUGGAGUGAUACAAGGUAGUUGCAGUGAAUCAACAUUAGUCGCUCUAUUGGCUGCACGUAACAAAGCUAUUACACAAUAUCAAAAUAUCCAUCCAAAUGUAAAUAAUUAUGAUGCUUUAUCAAAGCUUGUUGGUUAUUAUUCUGAUCAGGCACAUAGUUCAGUUGAACGAGCUGGUUUAAUAGGAAUGCUUCAAUUACGUGCAAUAAAAUCCAAUGAACAUUAUGAAAUGGAUACAACUAUAUUAGAACAAACUAUUAAAGAUGAUGUAAACAAUGGAUUAAUACCAUUUUUUUGUUGUGCCACAUUGGGGACUACAGCAACUUGUGGAUUUGAUAAAUUAAAAGAUAUUGGACCUAUUUGUGAUAAAUAUAAUAUUUGGUUGCAUGUAGAUGCAGCAUAUGCUGGGUCAUCAUUUAUUUGUCCAGAAUAUAGAUAUUUAAUGGAUGGAAUCGAAUAUGCUACGUCAUUUGUAUUCAAUCCACAUAAAUGGUUACUGAUUAAUUUCGAUUGUUCAAUUGUAUGGUAUCGAGAAGUGAAUUGGGUAAAAAAUUCAUUUCAUGUUGAUCCACCAUAUCUAAAGCAUAAACAUCAACAAACUACCAUCGAUUUUCGACAUAUGCAUAUUCCAUUGGGUAGAAAAUUUAGAUCAUUGAAAAUUUGGUUCACUUUAAGAAGAUAUGGUGUGAAAAAUCUACAAAAAUACAUUCGAAAUCAUAUACAAUUAGCUCAUUAUUUCGAAAAACUUAUACAAGCUGAUGAUCGUUUUGAAAUUGUUGCCGAUGUUCUAAUGGGUUUAGUUUGUUUUCGGAUCAAGGACAAUAAUGAAUUAACCAAACAAUUAUAUCAUAAUAUUGAAUCUGAUGGUAGAAUUCAUUUAGUUUCAUCAGAAUUACAUUCACCAGCACCACUUUAUUUUAUACGGUUUGCUAUAUGUUAUCAUUCACCAAAUAAACAACAUAUUGAAUAUGCAUAUCAAGUAAUUCAUGAAUUAUGUAAUCAAUUAUUAGAUCAACAAUCCAAUCCAAUUCCCAAUCAACAAAUCAAUCAUGAAAAUAUUAAUUUGUUAUUACUUGAUCAUGAAAAUCAUAAUUGAAUACCCUCUGUAUUCGAUUUGAUGAUUCGUACUUCAAUUUAUUUGCUUGUUUGUUUGUUUAUGGUUGCUCGUGGGUUUUUUUUAGAAGUACACCUCAUCUUUAUCGUCAUUUUUGUUUAUUUGUCAUUAAAUUGUGUCAUUACUUCUAUAAUAUGUGUUUUAUGCCAGUUGAAUACUGUUCUAUAAAACAUCUUUGUUAUAACACUCGGCUUUUACUUCGUCUAAUGUUAUAACAGUUGG
Messenger RNA from Schistosoma haematobium, 1790 nucleotides. RefSeq lists its product as uncharacterized. Gene Ontology annotation, molecular function: aromatic-L-amino-acid decarboxylase activity; pyridoxal phosphate binding. Bases 234 to 1550 code for a protein of 438 amino acids. The record is from RefSeq and is a predicted model, not a curated record. Gene Ontology annotation, biological process: amino acid metabolic process; serotonin biosynthetic process; catecholamine metabolic process. The transcript is spliced from 12 exons. NCBI's taxonomy places the organism in Eukaryota, Metazoa, Platyhelminthes, Trematoda, Strigeidida, Schistosomatidae.